AUGAAUCGGUGCGCAAGUGGGAUAAAGGGCGUGCUGGAGACUCUCGCGAACAAACUCAAGCAACAAGAAGAGGAGAUCAAAGCUGAUGAGGCCGGAAAGCUCGAGUUUGAACGACGGUUAUCUCAGCUGAGGGAAAAGAAGAGAGAGAUCGAGAGUCGGAUAGAUGCAAACAUGAGGUGGACGGCCAGCUUCGACCAGGACCUGGGACCGUUUGCCAAGAUGUACAAGGCCAAGACAAAAGAGAUCGCCUCCAUUUACGACGACGCCAAAGCGCGCCACAGGGAGGGCGUCAAGGUUCUUGUCAACGAGUUUAACUAUCACCCGGAGUUCUUCCGGCCAAAAGACGGCUUUCAUGCGACACCAUUUGUACCCAAGUGA
This is a messenger RNA of Ectocarpus siliculosus, 378 nucleotides long. The record is from the annotation of a GenBank genome assembly. NCBI's taxonomy places the organism in Eukaryota, Phaeophyceae, Ectocarpales, Ectocarpaceae.